AUGAUCGUAGACCCUGAACCGAUUGAUGAUCUACGCUCAAUUCUGCGUCAUGCAAAACCUCCUUCUUCCCCUGCAGCUCGGCCUGUUCCUUCUUCCUCCUUGCUCAAAUUUGAAUCCCCCAAAUCCUUCCGUCGAAAACUCCUACCUGAAUUGGAGUGUAUGAUAAUCGAAGAGUUCGCUUCAUCCAGCUUGACCAACCAUCGAAAAGUGGUCUUGCUCAAUCGAACCUACUGGCAAAGAGCGAAGAGGUUCAAGGCUAUCUGCGCUUCGAUCGUAAAUUUGAAACUCAAGGACGAGAGAGGUGGUCAAGCAUUAGUAUUUUCGUUAUAUUACGCUGGACCCCCCGCUUCAAGCUUAUUGCCUAAAUUGAGAUAUCUCAUAUUAGGUGAUAGGUUCAUAUCAUGUUCGAGCUUUCUCAGAUUACCCUCUGAUAAGAAGAACGAUUGUGGAUACAAGGCUUUAUGGUUAAUUAGUAACAAUGUCAAUCCUGAACAUGUCUGA
Messenger RNA from Kwoniella mangroviensis CBS 8507, 501 nucleotides. RefSeq lists its product as uncharacterized. The record is from RefSeq and is a predicted model, not a curated record. Bases 1 to 501 code for a protein of 166 amino acids. Lineage: Eukaryota; Fungi; Basidiomycota; Tremellomycetes; Tremellales; Cryptococcaceae. The transcript has 2 exons.